Molecule: messenger RNA, 2150 nt
Organism: Bactrocera tryoni
Lineage: Eukaryota; Metazoa; Arthropoda; Insecta; Diptera; Tephritidae
Gene: Smyd4-2
Product: SET and MYND domain-containing protein 4
Exons: 5
Coding region: 196-2145 (649 amino acids)
Molecular function (GO): protein binding
Source: RefSeq, a predicted model, not a curated record
AAGUGCAACUACAAAACUUUGAGUGGGCAAAGUUAAGUAAGAAAACUGAAGGAAUCAACAGCUGUCUAAAAUGAUCUUCAAUUGAACACGAAAUAAUAUUAACUCUGCAAUAAUUCGAUUUAUUAAAGUAAUCCAAUUCAAAAACGUUUUCGAAAAUCAAAACAUACAAAAUUUAAUACACACACAUUGUACAGUAUGGAGAUGGGAGACAUUUCUUAUCAGCAAAUCUGCAGCGCACGCACCGUGCAAUCCGAUCAGAAGGGCUUCUUCAACGAAUUCUUUUUGGAGGUGAAGGAAGGUUGCAGUGACAAGUGGUUGAAACACUAUUUCAGUCAAUUGAAAUCGAACGAAGCGCGUAUAUUGUCGAUCUUCAGCGAUCGUGAGGUAUGUGAUACGGUCUUGGGUGUGCUGGAAAAUGUCGCACCGGUCUACAAAGGCAAAGAUGGACUGUUUUCGGUGCAACGGCGCGCACAGGCAGAUAAAUUCAAUUUGUUGGGAGAUUUCAAACAAGCCUUGCCACUUGCCAAUUUGGCCGUAAUGCGUGCACCGGCGAAAGAUGUGGAUCUAGCUGUGGAUAACGGUCUCAGUUUGGCUAUGGCCUAUCGCUCUCGUGCCGCAAUUCUUAUUAAUUUGGGUAAUGGUCAGGCUGCCAUGAGUGAUCUCAAAUUAGCCGCAAAUUAUGGUUUGGAGCUGAAGGAGAAUGUCGAUUAUUAUAUCAAAUUGGCGAAAGCUUAUGCCUUAAUGGGUGAAACUGCGCGCUCGGAAAUAUCUUUGAAAAUUGCUGAGAAACUCUCUGGUAAUAAUAUUGCCUUAAGAGAUGCCUUCGGCAAGGAACUGUCACUGAUAAAACCCAGCGAAAAGAUCAAAUCGGCUGUGGCACCACCGCUGGCGAGUGGUGAAAAUGCCAACUUACGUGGUGCUUCUAACUUGGUGAAAUUGGCGGAGACCAAAGAAAGAGGUCGUUUCAUGGUCGCUGGUGAUCAUUUGAAGACCGGUGACGUUGUGCUCUGUGAGAAUCCAGUUGCCGCAUGUUUAUCACCUAAUUAUUAUGGCAGUCACUGUCAUCACUGUUUCGAGAGGUUAAUUACUCCAGUGCCAUGUGUUAAUUGCUCUGGAAUCGCUUUCUGCUCUGCGCAAUGCAUGGGAGAGGCAUGUGACAGUUAUCAUCGUUUUGAAUGCCACUUUAUGGAUCUUUUCAUUGGUUCCGGCAUGUCAAUACUUUGCUACUUGGCCUUACGUGUAUUCACACAAGCCUCGAGCGUGGAGAGUGCCAUCCAUGAUGCGAACACGAUGUAUGAGCAUCUUUGUGCUCAUAUUGAGAGCCGACAAGCCGAAGAUUACUUACAACGUUCACUGAUGGCCGGCUUCUUAUUGCGCUGCUUGCAGAAAGCGCAAUACUUUGGACGUCGUAAGAGUGAGGGUGUGAAUCCAACUGCUGUUGAGUUGCAGGUAGGUGCCGCACUCCUCGGACUGUUGCAGGUGCUACAAUACAAUGCGCACGAAGUUUUUGAGACUAAAAUAACCGAGGAACACCAUUUCGAGGGCUCUAAAGUGGUCUAUGUAGGUGCUGCCAUCUACGCGACAGGCGCUUAUUUCAAUCACGAGUGCUGGCCGAGCGUGGCCCGUUACUUUGUUGGCAAGAAACUGGUGUUGACAACCAUAAAGCCACAUCAGCCGAACGAAGUGAUAGCUGAGAACUACGGACCGAUUUUCACCAAAACAAAUUUGAAAGAGCGCCAAAGAUCACUGCGUGGUCGCUACCUGUUCGAUUGCAAAUGUAUGGCCUGUCAAGAGAAUUGGCCAACAAUACAGAAAAUCGAUAAGCAAGUUCGUUUCCGUUGUCUCACUGCAAAUUGUCCAAAUGUUUUGAAGUUCCCGAAGGAUAUAUCCAAGGAGGUGCGCUGCGCACGUUGUCGAAAAAAUGUUUCGCUGAAAACGAGUGUAGCGAAAAUGAUUCAAAUAGAGGAGCUUUAUCGGAAAGCCGCUGAGGACAUGCACAAGCAAAACAUACCGCAAGCAAUUGAGCAAUUUAAGGAAGGUAUUGAAAUGUUUUUCGAAAUAGCAGUUUUGCCCCACAAGGACACAAUUAUAGCUCAGCAUUCGUUGAUCAAGUGUUUGGCCGAUGGGGGUACCACUUUUAAAUAGUUGUA